GAAGCAACAAAGAGAGAGAGCUAGGAAGAGAUGGUUAAAUCGAGAAGAAGUCGGAAACUCGUUUUACAAAGAAAUCUUAGAAUCCUUCGAUCCCUCACUCAUUCUAAGUCGGUUGAUCUGCCGUCGAUCUUCUCCGAUGCCGUCAAAUACAUUCAGGAGUUGAAGUCCAAAAUUGAAGCUCUUCAGACCGACUCUCUUCACAAUACUGAGGCGGCUCAGCAAGCACCUAUUGUAGUGAAAGUGGAGAAAUAUGAGAGGGGGAUGUGUGCAGUGAGGGUGAUGUGCUGCGAGAAGGUGAAAGGGCUGCUGCUCUGCGUUCUCGAAGGGUUGGAAGCGCUGGGAGUGGAGGUGGUGUACGCCAGAGUUUUCUGCAAAGACUCCUUCUGCAUGGAAGCAUACGGAAAGGUGCUGGAUCGGGAGAGAGACAGAAGCAGUGGCGUGGUUGAUGGGGAGGUGAUGAGAGAGACCCUGACGAAGGCGUUGAUCCUCAAGGCCAACGAGAUAGUUCGUUGUUAAUUUCUUAACUUUUCUCUGCCUUCUUUAUAAGUUUCUACCCUUUCAGCUUUUUAGGCGGAGAGAUGGUUCAAGAGUUGUAUAAAGGUGUCUGUGAGAGAAUCUGUACUUGUUUGCAAUGUAAAAUUUCGUAGAUUUUCUUUAUAUAUAAAAGAGUUUAUACUGUUGCA
Messenger RNA from Nymphaea colorata (pocket water lily), 683 nucleotides. RefSeq lists its product as uncharacterized. Gene Ontology annotation, biological process: regulation of DNA-templated transcription. The coding region runs from base 31 to 516 and encodes 161 amino acids. Gene Ontology annotation, molecular function: DNA-binding transcription factor activity; sequence-specific DNA binding. The record is from RefSeq and is a predicted model, not a curated record. The transcript is spliced from 3 exons. Lineage: Eukaryota; Viridiplantae; Streptophyta; Magnoliopsida; Nymphaeales; Nymphaeaceae. Gene Ontology annotation, cellular component: nucleus.